AUGUCGACGACAACCAAGCCAAUGCUCUCUACAACUCAUGCUAUUUUUCGGGGCCUUCAAGACGAUGUUAAAAAGAUUAUUGCCACUCUUCCCCCAACAACACCUCCCAAGUUGAAGAAGGGCCUAUUAGAUGCGCAUCACAAACUCAGCGACUACUACUACAAGUAUGAUGAUUCACCGUUCUAUACAUGGGCUGCUCUUCUUGAUCCUCGAAUCUCAUACACCAAAGGGUUAAAGCGGGACUACAAAAAUGAUGCCGAUCUGGAUACUUAUCUCGAGAGCUCAAAGCAGCUUUUGCAAGACUACUUUGACCAUCACUACCCUUCUACAACAUCUAAUUGUCUUGAUACUCCAUCAUCCCCAGCAGCUGGACCAUUGGGAUCUACAUUCCUUGAUGGAUCUCCUCAAAAGGUAGACUUCACAUCUCAAUAUGAUGAUGACGAUGAUUCUGUGGUCACUGUGGAUGAGCUUGAGCGAUACUUCUCUCUCCCAAAGGAGAAUUUUCGGAUGACUAACCCACCCAUGACCUAUUAUCAAUCCCAGGUUCUGCAGUAG
Molecule: messenger RNA, 555 nt
Organism: Desarmillaria tabescens
Lineage: Eukaryota; Fungi; Basidiomycota; Agaricomycetes; Agaricales; Physalacriaceae
Exons: 4
Coding region: 1-555 (184 amino acids)
Source: RefSeq, a predicted model, not a curated record